AAUAUAAUGUGUUAGAUUUUACAAUCACAUUUUAAAUUUAAUAAAUUUUAAUUUUUGUUUUGUUAUUCGUAGCUUAAAAAUUAUUGACGAUUUUUUCUUAAAUGCAUCUCAUUAUGACUUCCUUAAAACAAGAAGACGUAAAAGAUAUUUUUAAUAAAGAAUUUGAGUUUGUUAGUACUGUGUUGAGUCAAGUGAAAUUGCCUGUGCGAGUAGAAGAUUCAGAUUCAGAAGACAGUGAUUGUAGUAUAAAAGUUCGAAAACCAAUAUUAGCCAGUGACGAAAUACACAGAGCACAAAGUUUAGAUGAACUACACACCAGACUUGCAGCAAUACGAGAAAAAAAAUACACUUAUAGAGGAAAAAUAAUAAAAAAUAAGCUUCAAAACAAGAUAAAACGAAAGAAAAAAAUUCAUGAAAAAAUUAAAGGAGAAAAAAAAUCUACUGAUGAAGUGGAGAAAUCUGCUGAAAAAACUCAAAAAGUAAAUGGAGUUAAAAACGGAAAAGCAAAAUUAGUAUUUAACAAAAUAAAUUUCUUGGGGGCGGAAACUACUAGUGUACCUGCUGUCAUUAAUACAAAUGCAAAACAAGCUCUAGAAGAGAUAAAAUCCAAACAACAAUUAUAUGAAGAGUUAGAAAAAUCUGGUGAAACGGCCAAAGCUCAAAAACUAAAAGAACAUGACUCGUGGAAGAAUCUUUUGGCCAAAGCUGAAGGAACAAAAGUAAAAGAUAAUGUUGACCUAUUAAAGAAAACCAUUGCCAGAAAGGAUAGACAAAAGAAAGUUAGUAAAACUAAAUGGGAAGAAAGAAAAAAUAUAGUUGAAAAUACUAAAAAAGAAAGACAAGAUAAGCGUACAAAUAAUCUAUUAAAAAGAAAACAAGACAAAAAAGAAAAAAUUAAAAAGAAAGCAAUAAAAAAAGGCCGGUUUGUUCCUGGUGUAAAUUAAUAAUAAAAUUUAAAA
This is a messenger RNA of Adelges cooleyi (spruce gall adelgid), 959 nucleotides long. It is a transcript of the gene Surf6, whose product is annotated as surfeit locus protein 6 homolog. The record is from RefSeq and is a predicted model, not a curated record. Gene Ontology annotation, cellular component: nucleolus. NCBI's taxonomy places the organism in Eukaryota, Metazoa, Arthropoda, Insecta, Hemiptera, Adelgidae. Gene Ontology annotation, biological process: ribosomal large subunit biogenesis; ribosomal small subunit biogenesis. The transcript is spliced from 4 exons. Bases 102 to 944 code for a protein of 280 amino acids. Gene Ontology annotation, molecular function: DNA binding; RNA binding.